AUGUCGCGAUACCUCGACUCCGCCCAGCCUUCCGCGGAUCCCUUUCUCCGCCGCUCGACCUUCCGCCUCGAUCUUCCGCUCACCGCCGCCGCGGCGCCUAUUUCCCCCGCGUCUCCUUCCCCUCACGCCGCCGCCUAUUCCGCCUCCGGUUCCCCUCUCCCCUGUUCCGCAGACCGCUUCCAUUAUUCCCCCUCCGCUAGCUAUUACUCCGCCUCCCCCGCCCCCUACGCGCAUCCGGCCGCGCAUCUCCACUGCUACUCCGCCUCCCGUUCCGCCUGGGCGCAGCCCGCCGUCAUUCCCCAGAGCCAGAGCGCGACCGCGAAGGGGGACCCGUACGCGUUUCUGCACGCCAGCCCGUUUCGUUACAGUCACGACUGCUACGACAGCGACGAGGAGAAAAACGGCUACGCUGGCGACGACGGCGGAGACAAUCAAAAUGGCUCGGAAAUCGUUCUGGACCCAUCCAAAACGGUCCAGUGGUUCGGGGACUGGGAUGACGGGCGCACCUGGAAAGAAACUCGCUCAAGAACCCACAGGUGGAAACCGGAAGAUACCCUCGCCAUCCCAGGGUUACCAGGAAGAAUACCCAUGGGGAAAAUGGUGGAAUACGUGUGGCUGCUUCUCCUCCUAGCCAUGGCGGUUACUGCUGCUGGACUAGUGCUCUUCUCUCUGCUGUUCUGGGCUCCUAUGGUUACUGAGGGACCUACGACUGCUAAGGGAACCAGCGGGACUGUGUGGCUGGCGGUUAUGGGUGUGCUGGGAGGGAGAGGCGUGGUGCUGGGUUCUUACUGCUUCGUGCUCUGGCUGCUCCUGCAGGGGAAAGACAGGGGAAAGAGUGCAAGCAAGCAGCAUGCUAUGCUUCUGCAGACCUCUCAACAGCAUCCCUCCUAG
Closterium sp. Naga37s-1 is the source of this 891-nucleotide messenger RNA. The record is from the annotation of a GenBank genome assembly. Lineage: Eukaryota; Viridiplantae; Streptophyta; Zygnematophyceae; Desmidiales; Closteriaceae.